This is a messenger RNA of Mixia osmundae IAM 14324, 585 nucleotides long. RefSeq lists its product as uncharacterized. The coding region runs from base 1 to 585 and encodes 194 amino acids. The transcript has 3 exons. The record is from RefSeq and is a predicted model, not a curated record. NCBI's taxonomy places the organism in Eukaryota, Fungi, Basidiomycota, Mixiomycetes, Mixiales, Mixiaceae.
AUGGGCAAGACACAGCGACCGAGCAAGUCAUCAAGAGGCAAACAGCGAGGUCCUCAGUCGUCGGGCGCCAACACAGGUGCUCUCGGCGUUCGUGGCAGCUUGUCAUCUCGACCCGAUGGAGCUGCACAGAAAAAGGGCUUCCAAGUCGGUCCGAAGCCGUUUGAUGGCAUGUACAGGGGCAAGGCGCAAAAGAUCAAGCAGACCUUGAUUCACAAGGCCCAGAUUAAGAAAGCAUACAAUAGGGUACUCAAGUCGGAAGGAGCAGAGACAUCUACAUCGGGCAGCAGGGCAGUAGACGCAAGCGGAGAAGAAGGCUUCACUGCGCGGAGUCGGAAACCAUCUGCCAAGCCCAAACUCGAGCAGCCUGCGCCAGCAGCAAAGAAGCGACCGCGACUCAGCGAGACAGAGCUGGCAGAGCUCAGGCAGAAGCGGCUGGAGCAACACAAGCAGUAUAACGCUCGUACGAAGAAGGGACAACCCAACACAAACGCCAAGAUGGGCGUCUUGCUUGACAAGAUCCAGCGGAGCAUUCUGCAGAUUGCUGUCGUUGUUCAGUCGUCUUGGUCUCGAUGCGUCACAGUCUAA